Molecule: messenger RNA, 2867 nt
Organism: Thermothielavioides terrestris NRRL 8126
Lineage: Eukaryota; Fungi; Ascomycota; Sordariomycetes; Sordariales; Chaetomiaceae
Product: glycoside hydrolase family 74 protein
Exons: 5
Coding region: 140-2662 (840 amino acids)
Biological process (GO): xyloglucan metabolic process
Cellular component (GO): extracellular region
Molecular function (GO): cellulose binding; protein binding
Source: RefSeq, a predicted model, not a curated record
AUCGGUCCCGUCGUCAUAUAUUACUGCGUAUAUUAACUACCUGCAAUGCCUCGCUUUAAGCCGCCCCCGCCUCCUGAGGCUCUGCUUUUCGAGCACUGCAGCCGCACUGCACCGACAACAACACAGGCCAGUCUCAGCCAUGAAGCACCAGUCGGUGGCCCAGCUCCUCGUGGCCGCCGUGGCAGCCCCUGUCACGGCUGCCGCGGCCUCCUGGAAGAACGUAAACAUCGGCGGCGGCGGUGGUUUCAUUCCCAGCAUCGUGUUCCAUCCUACAGCCAAGGGCGUCGCCUAUGCGCGAACGGAUAUCGGAGGGCUCUAUAGACUGAACUCUGACGACUCGUGGACGCCCGUUACUGACAGCCUGGCCACCGAUGCGAGAUGGGGCGACUGGGGCAUCGACGCCCUUGCCCUGGAUCCUCAGGACCCGAACAAGGUCUACGCCGCCGUGGGAAUGUACACCAACAGCUGGGACCCGAACCCGGGCUCCAUCAUCCGCAGCUCUGACAAGGGGGCCACCUGGGCUUCCACGGACCUGCCUUUCAAGGUCGGAGGAAAUAUGCCGGGCCGUGGUAUGGGCGAGAGGUUGGCCGUGGAUCCCGCCAACUCCAACAUCCUCUACUUCGGUGCUCGCAGCGGCAACGGGCUGUGGAAGAGCACAGAUGGCGGAGUGACCUGGGCCAAGGUCACUUCUUUCCCCAACCCUGGCACGUACAGGCCGGACCCCACCGACACUACUGGGCUGAAUAGCGACAUUAUCGGUCUGACCUUCGUCACUUUCGAUUCCACGUCCGGGCUCACCAACGGCGCCACCUCGCGCAUCUUCGUCGGUACUGCUGACAACAUCACGGCUUCGGUCUAUGUCUCGACCGACGCCGGUGCCACCUGGUCUGCUGUUCCCGGCCAGCCUGGGAAGUACUUCCCCCACAAGUGCAGGCUCCAGCCGACCGAGAAGGCUUUGUACCUCACAUACAGUGACGGCGCUGGCCCGUACGACGGCACUCUUGGCGCUGUGUACCGCUACGAUCUCACCACCAGCACCUGGAAGGACAUCACUCCCGUGUCCGGCAGCGACUUGUACUUCGGCUUUGGAGGUCUGGGCGUGGACAUGCAGAAGCCCGGCACCAUCAUGGUGGCCUCGCUGAACUCGUGGUGGCCCGAUGCCCAGAUUUUCCGGUCGAACGACUCGGGCACCACCUGGACGAAGAUCUGGGAAUGGACAAGCUACCCGAAUCAGAACUGGUACUAUGCUCUCUAUACCGACAAUGCGCCCUGGAUCAACGCUGGGUUCAUCUCGCAGGACACGAAGCGGCUGGGCUGGAUGAUUGAGUCCCUCGAGAUCGACCCGUUCGACAGCAACCACUGGCUGUACGGAACCGGUCUGACGCUCUACGGCGGCCACGACUUGACCAAAUGGGAUACCGCCACGCGGAACGUCACCAUCUCGUCGCUCGCCGUUGGCAUCGAGGAGAUGUCGGUGCAGGGCCUUGCUUCGGUCCCGGGCGGAAGCGAACUCCUCGUCGCAGUUGGUGACGACUGCGGGUUCACUUUCCAGAGCAGCAGCGACCUCGGCACGCCGCCCGAGACAAAUUGGAUGACACCCGAGUGGUCGACCUCUAGCGAUGUUGACUACGCUGGCAACAAGCCCCAGAACGUCGUCCGCGUCGGCAACGCCAAUGGCUCGCCGCAGAUCGCCCUCUCCACCGACGGCGGUGCCACCUGGUACGCGGACUACGCCACCGACAACACCAAGAGCGGCGGUACGCUCGCCUUCUCGGCCGACGCCGACACCAUCCUCUGGUCCUCCGGUAACUCCGGCGUGCUCAUUUCUCAGAACCAGGGCACCUUCACGGCCGUGUCCGCCGUACCGUCUGGUGCCGCCAUCGCCGCCGACAAGCGCAACAACACCGUCUUCUACGCCGGCUCCGGCGGCGACUUCUACCGCAGCACGGACACGGGCACCACCUUCACCAAGACGGCCUCGGCCUUCGGCAGCGCCGUCUCCUCUAUCCAGGACAUCGCCGCGCAUCCGGCCGUCGCGGGCGAGGUCUGGGUCAGCACCAACGCGGGCCUGUUUCGCAGCACCGACUACGGCGUCACCUUCGCGCAGGUCGGCGCCGGCAGCCUCACCAAGACGCAGCAGAUCGCCUUCGGCAAGGGCACCGGCGGCGCGAACUCGUGGAACUUGUACGCGUUCGGUACCGGCUCGGCCGGCGCCAAGCUCUACGCCAGCGCCGACAACGGCGCGACGUGGGUAGAUAUCCAGGGUACCCAGGGCUUCGGCGCCAUCAGCGCGAACAAGGUCGUCGGCAGCGGCAACGUGGCAGGACAGGUGUAUGUCGGCACGAACGGGCGUGGUGUGUUUUACGCCCAAGUGUCGGUCGCGGGCGGCGGUGGCGGCAGCUCUUCCACGGCACGGCCGUCGUCGACUUCGACUUCCACGACCAGCAAGACCACGCUGACCACCUCGACUAUCAAGACCACCUCGGUGACAACCACGUCGACCUCCACCGUCAAGAGCACGAGCACCACCACUAGUGCCGCGCCUCAAGCGACUCAGAGCCAUUGGGGACAGUGCGGUGGUCAAGGGUGGACCGGCCCGACUGUCUGUGCCUCGCCCUACACCUGCCAGAAACAGAAUGAUUGGUACUGGCAGUGCCUGUGAGCGCUGGUUCUGGACGGUGAAGGACGACGCGGGGAGGUGCAUGCCCACUUUGUGCUCUCACUAGUUUGUUGAGUGUUGGAUUUGUGGAGACAUAUGCGACAUAUUUGACCGUACAUAUUCUGGACUGACGCCUCCGAGGGGGCGUUCUUUCUCUUCUUGGUACAUAUCUUGAUGCAUUACACUUGGUUCUCGACGUCCUGCGGUU